This is a messenger RNA of Naegleria lovaniensis, 1128 nucleotides long. RefSeq lists its product as uncharacterized. The record is from RefSeq and is a predicted model, not a curated record. NCBI's taxonomy places the organism in Eukaryota, Heterolobosea, Eutetramitea, Acrasida, Naegleriidae. The transcript has a single exon. Bases 1 to 1128 code for a protein of 375 amino acids.
AUGUGCGAACAAGGACAACUUAAUUGUACACAGUAUGGCGGUCCUCCUUUGGAAAUCAAAGGCAGCACUUUUGGGCCUGACAAGUUUUUGAAUCUUGCACCCACGAAUGUAUUGAACAUGACUUUUAAUGGAACUCUUUUAAAUGUGGUUGAAUUCACGUGCCCUCUUUUGUGUUCCAAUGACAGCAUCCAAUGGACAACAUUGUGUGAGGAAAAGACUGAAAAUGUUACGAUUACCGAAAGAUUUUGUUUAAACUCCAAUUCUGACUAUUGUGCUUCUCUGACAUCAUUAUACAUUCAAGGUAUCAAUGAAAUAUUUCGGCAUCAUGAUGUUAGUGGAUCCAUUCUUUUCAGCUACUUCUUGAGACCCAUUCUACCCUCUCUAAUAUUCAACGUUUUCAACUUUUUCAGAAAAUUCCUAUUUAAUUUUUCUCAUAUCAACAGUUUAGGGGCAGCAAUGGUCACGGUUGCAAUGCUUGCCUUAUUUUACGUGACUCUAUUUAUUGCAGUUGCCAUCAAAUACUCAAUUCUGUUGGGAGCACCAAACCUCGUUUCAGUUCUCGUGUCAAGUAUUGUGACAGCCAUUUUCGUCCAAUGGGUUUUAGAGUUUCUUGUCAUGCCACCCAUUUUAGCUCUAGUUCCCACUUCAAGAUUUGACUCGUAUGAAAAAUCGCAGACUGGAGAGUUGUGCACUGAAGCUUGUUGUUUUGGUAAAUCUUUGUGUGAAAUGUGGUUUGUCAGAAAGUUGACCUAUCUCAAUAAUCAUAGCAGCACAGACAAAGAAGAAGAAAUGACCAAAGAAAAAUCAAAACCAACCGAAUUCACCUUUGUUGUAGUGAUGGUUUCCUUGCAAGUGAUUGUUUGGACAAUGUAUGCAUUUUCACUUAUGGCUCUUGGAAAGGUCAUUACUUGGUCCUAUAUAUUGUUCUAUCAAACCUUGUUUAACUACCUGUUGACGAAAAUAAUGAUCUUUUAUGAGAGAAGAUAUCUGAAUGCGAAAGGUGACACACCCAAACGUCGUUUGUUGUUUAUGUUUAGCAUUUUCACUUUCAUUGGUGUGUUUGUUGUGUGUGUUUCCAUUCACAUCUUGACCGUGGUUUUAAUUCCAUUCGUGAAUUACUAUUGGUGA